AUGCUCAAGUGGGCUGUCAACCAGCCGCGAAACUCGUACCUGGCCAACGAGCUGGCCAUGGGAUCGCAAACAGGAUCGGUGUCGGCAACAGGAUCAGGAUCAGGCUCAGGAUCGCUGGAGCCAAAGGCCGAAGUGGCGGGCGCCAGCUACAGCGAGUUCCACGCCCUGCGCGGCAAACUGAAGAGGAAGUCCAUCGGAGUGGCGGCGGGCAAGGAGAACCAGCUGACCUCCACGCCACUGCCGGCCAGCUCCUUGAGCCUCCAUGCCCGCACACCACUGCUCAAGGACGUCAGCAACAUCCUGGCCACGCCGCCUUCGGGAGGAGCGAGUAGAGCAAGUGCAGCAAGUGGAGCAACUGGAGGAGCAGCUGCUGCUCCCCUGAAGUUCGCCUGCACCCUGCCCACCUUCGAGGCGGAGUACUCGCCCAAUGCCGCCGUCAUCCCUGGCUCCCUGAUCGCCCUGCGCGGCGUGGGCAUCCCGGACAGCUACUUCGAGAAGCCGCGCUACCUGGAGCAGAAGCCACUGCCACAUCCGCAUCCGCAUCCGCAUCCAGCUCCUCCGGCCAGCGAACAGAAUACGCUCAGUUCCAGUCAGAUGGGCGAUGUGACUCUGGAGCGCAUGAUCGAUGCCAUCCUGGAGAGCAACCGCAAGGUGCUGCCCAACUCCAGACAACAACAGCACCAGCAUCAGCACCGCCAGCCCAGGCAGCAUCUCCGCCAGCGGCACAGGCUCAGGCAGCAGGUGCUCCGGAGCAGCCACGGCCACGCCCACACCCACACCCAGACGCCCUCGCCCACCUACCGCCCCGCCUUCGAUCCGGCCAGCGAUCUGUGCGAGUACUGGAAGUCGCCCUCGCGGAGGGAUUCCCUGCCAGCGAAUGGCUUCGAGGAGCGGGAGGUGCGCUCCCCCGUGCCCACCGAGUCGCAGGAUCCAGGUGCCAAGCGGCACUCCCUGCAGCUGCGCAGGCAGCGGGUGGUGCGGCGCAAGCGAAAGAUCGCCACCAAGAUCUCCUCCAGCGUCAGGCAGUCGGCGCAGAAGCUGCUCGCAGCGGCCAGGUCCGGAUCCGCAGUGCCCAGCCAGCGGUGCGUGCAGAAGAGGCGCCACAUCAGUCCGGACAGUGGGCACAACUCGACCAGCGACUUCGAGGAGGAGCUGGUGGCCAUGGGAUCCUGCGGCGGGCGGGUGGAGGCGGUCACCAAGCGGCGGCUGAGCUUCUCCUACGCCGAGGAUCUGUUCGUGGAGAAGUGA
Drosophila teissieri is the source of this 1248-nucleotide messenger RNA. RefSeq lists its product as uncharacterized. Bases 1 to 1248 code for a protein of 415 amino acids. NCBI's taxonomy places the organism in Eukaryota, Metazoa, Arthropoda, Insecta, Diptera, Drosophilidae. The record is from RefSeq and is a predicted model, not a curated record. The transcript has a single exon.